Molecule: messenger RNA, 1896 nt
Organism: Thecamonas trahens ATCC 50062
Lineage: Eukaryota; Apusomonadida; Apusomonadidae
Exons: 2
Coding region: 55-1896 (613 amino acids)
Molecular function (GO): phosphoprotein phosphatase activity
Source: RefSeq, a predicted model, not a curated record
UCCACGCCAACCAAGACAACCAAGAGGGAGACAGCCUCAUCCAGACGACUUUUCAUGUCGUCUACCACAAGAUCCAAGCGAGAGGCUACCGAGCCAGCUUGUCGAUCUGCGGUGGAGCUCAAACGGCAACGCACUCUAGCUCAUCAUUCUGCAACUACUCCGCCUCCAGCGGUGAUUGUCCACCACCCUUCCACUGGUAGUGGGCUUCCCUCGUCAGCAUCGGCCUCGGUCUCGGCAUUAGCAUCGCCAUCGUCGGCUGCGACUCGUUCGGAGACUCUCGCAUCGGCAUCAGCUUCUGCCGUGGUGGCCAUGGCCACGGAAUCGCAUGUGCCAGUGCCGUCGACGCGAACCGCUCUCUUGCCAGAGCUCAACGCAUCACCCUCGCCCUCGCCCUCGAGUCCACCUCGUGAGCAACUCGCAGAUCCUCCAGUUGUCCCGCCGUCUCCGCCUGGAAAGAGCACCCCGUGUCCGCGCCCGGCAGGCCGCCUCGACUCAAUCAUCGCGUCGGCACCGCGGAGAAAGUCAAAGGCCGAGACUGGACGCUCGUCAUCGUCCUAUCAUGAAUCGUCAUCGGGAAGCACCUCCGUAGGCGGCGUCUCGUUCUCCUCGCUCUUUUCGCCCGUCCUGCAGCUCUUCUCUCACUCUGAGCUGCCGUCGGACCCGUUUGACUCGGCCAUGUUUGCCCACGACGACGAUCUCAUGUCUCUGGCAUCAUCAUCAGCCGCCUCGUCGGCUACCUCGUCGGCUGCCUCGUCGACUACUGUCUCGCCUGCUGUCUCCCGGCUGGGCGUCGCGCCGCCGUCGAUCCGCCGCUGGGGCGGCUCGCCCUCGCGCGCACAACCUCGCAUUGGCUUCUCCAUUAGCCAGGCCUCGGGCUUGUCGCCAGUCCGGCGCUCGGAGUCCUCAUCAUCCAACUCGCUCUUUGCCCGCUACCUCGAGGCGUCGGACCCGUCGUCGUCGCUUCUCGCCUUCGACGGCCUCGAUGGCCUCGACGGCCUCGACGGCCUCGACGACGAUGUCGCUGACUCGAGCUCGCUGUCACGACCGCCGCUCGGCACCAAUGUGCCAGGGCGGAGCCCCUUCGCCACCGCUGUGGUCGAUCGCCCAGUCCCAUCGCCGCCGCCGCCACCGCCGCUUGACGCCUACCCGCUGCCUGCGGCCGACGAGAAUGAGAGCCCGUCGUCGCUGGCCCCGCCAUCGCAUGAGGUCGAGCCUGCCUCGGACGAGAUCGACCCAUACGUGUUCAUUUACAACUUGCCCGCCCUCCCGCCGCGGUCCAUCGGCGGCCCGUUUGUCCUCCCUCCCAAGGCGGCCGACGACAACCGCAUCACCCUCGUUCUUGACCUCGACGAGACCCUUGUCCACUGCACCAUGGAGCCGGUCUCAUCUCCCGACAUGGUCUUCCCCAUCUAUUCGGAAGGCCGCACCUUCUCUGUCUAUAUGCGCAAGCGCCCGCACUUUGAGGCUUUCCUGGCCACCGUGUCUCAACUCUUCGAGGUUGUUGUCUUUACCGCCUCGCAGGAAGUCUACGCCUCGGCGCUUCUCGACCUCCUUGACCCUGAUCACGUUCUCAUUGACCACCGGGUCUACCGUGAGUCGUGCGCCAACAUCGGCGGCAACUACAUCAAGGACCUCACUGUCCUUGGCCGCGACCUUGCCCGCGUUGCACUCAUCGACAAUUCGCCGCAGGCUUACGGCUACCAGCUUGACAACGGCAUCCCCAUCCGCUCUUGGUACGACGACAAGACCGACACCGGCCUUAUCCAACUCUUGCCGUUCCUUCGCUCGCUGGCCACAGUCGACGACGUCCGGCCCAUCAUCCGUGCCGCCUUUCAGUCGGCUGCCGUUGUCUCACGCCGCGGUCGCAAGCAUCAGGCUUUCUCCAAGAUCUUCUGA